This is a messenger RNA of Desarmillaria tabescens, 1153 nucleotides long. Its product is annotated as Clavaminate synthase-like protein. Lineage: Eukaryota; Fungi; Basidiomycota; Agaricomycetes; Agaricales; Physalacriaceae. The coding region runs from base 154 to 1083 and encodes 309 amino acids. The record is from RefSeq and is a predicted model, not a curated record. The transcript is spliced from 9 exons.
UGUAAUCUGACAUGCCAGCCAUCAUAGCCAAUCACUUAUACGCCUGAGGGCGCCGUAUCAGUUUCGUAUACCACCCUUUUGUCCGCUCCAGGAUCUUUGAACGAAUCAAUCGGUGUGAAGUUUUGCAUCUGAGCUCUUCACACCAAUUAAAUAAUGAGCCCAAAACCAGAACGCGCUUUUGGAUCCGACCCAGAAUGUUUGGGCAUACUCAUCGUUAGAGAUCUGCCGCCGUCAUACGCUGCUUAUCGGCGGAGGCUUCUUACCCUUGCCUACAAAUUCGCUAAGCUAGACGAGAAUAUAAGGGAGCAAUAUACAGAUGCUUCCAGCAGUUACAGCUUUGGAUGGUCGCACGGAAAGGAAAUUAUGAACGGAAAACCAGACUUGCUAAAAGGGUCCUACUACGCAAAUCCUCUCAUCGAUAGACCCUCCGUAUCAUCCCAGCAGAGAAAGGAAUGGCCUGAAUAUUACGCCCAGAAUAUAUGGCCCAAGCCCGACGAGAAAGGCGUCGAAGGUUUCGAGGAAGCCUUCAAGGAUUUGGGAAAACGUUGGCUGUUCACUAGCAGUAGCAUGCCAGCCAUUCGCGCUCUCUCGGUUUUCGGAUGUUUCGAUGUCACUGCCGAAGUUGAUCAGCACCUCGCAAACUACGAAGCGGAAGACGAGCCUGUGGACAGUUGGUGCGGUUUCCAUCUUGAUCAUUCCCUUCUGACAGGCUUGUGUUCUGCUAUGUAUCUAUCGAGUGGCGAUGAUGAUUUCUCUGAACCUAUCGAAGUUCAGUCGCCAUCGAAAUCCUCAGGACUGUAUAUACGUACACGAGGAGGAAAGCUGACCAAAGUAUCGGUUCCUGAAGAUAGCCUCGCCUUUCAAACUGGAGAAGCUCUGGAAAUUGCUACCGGCGGAAAAUUGCGCGCCACCCCACACUGUGUGCGGGUCGGGUCUGGGGUCGCUGAUCCCAGCAAAAUAUCCAGAGAGACCUUUGCGUUAUUCAUGCAGCCAGACACGAAUCAGUUGCUCUCACCGUCAGUAACAUUUGGUCAAUUCAGUAGAGGCGUGUUCAACGAACAUUACGAAAGGAUUUCCGAUUGAAGGACACGUUCUACAUUCACAAUAAAACUAAUCUACGCAGAGACUAAAUCCUAUGAAAACAAAAGCCUAU